Colletotrichum scovillei is the source of this 704-nucleotide messenger RNA. RefSeq lists its product as uncharacterized. The record is from RefSeq and is a predicted model, not a curated record. Bases 82 to 540 code for a protein of 152 amino acids. The transcript has 3 exons. NCBI's taxonomy places the organism in Eukaryota, Fungi, Ascomycota, Sordariomycetes, Glomerellales, Glomerellaceae.
CAAACAACUGCAUCGAAUACCUCUCUACCUUAUACAACAAGCUUUUUAUCACAUCAAUUAAUCCCCAUAUAUCAUAUCAAAAUGGGCGUCGUUGAGAAGGGCAACAAGAUCUUCGUCUCGGCUAGCGAGAUCGACAAGAACAAGGUCACUGUUGAGUGGCAGCAGAACUUCAAGCAACGCUCGCAGGAGUAUUACACUGUUCCCUUCAUCAAUAAGAGCCAGGGGGACCAGGAGAGCGUCCUCUUCAUUCAGACUAAUUACCUUGACGCUUUCAAGAAGAAGCACGUUGCAGGCGAACCGGAGUUCACUGUCGUCAUCGAUACCUCCUUCCAGUACGGCCAGAACGAUGAGAAAACUUCGCGCUGGCUUGCCUAUCAUGAUAAGAGCAUGAACGCCUUCCAGUGGCGAUUCGUCGCGAGCGUCAAGUCCAAGCUGGGUAAUCAGCUGGGCUCGUUCGGUGGUGGCAUCUUCAAGAGCUUCAUUGGGGUCGACAUUGGAAAUUUGGCUGCGCUCAUCGGCCAUCCUCUUCGAGACUUCUAAGGUUCUCGGAACUUAUGGAGGGCUAGUAGCCUUACACUUUCCACCUUUUCAUUGCUGUAGGAUCGAAUUCAUGUCUGUCGUUCUGUCAGACGAUGAUUGAAUCCACAUCACUCUUUUGACAAGGCACUUUACUUCACAUUCGAAACACUCUUUUAAAUCCCGGG